GCUUCGUCUUCACCGCAUGCACUUGUUCUGCGAAUGCAAUUUAGUGUGGCAAUCAAGGCAGGCGAAGUCGAUGCAUGCACAUGAGCUCGAAACGUAUCAAAUUGCGAGUUCACCACCUCCAAUUUAUCUGCACGCUUCUCUGUUUUGCACGGGGUUUCCUGCGCGCAUUCAGGCUGUGGAUGACGUGUCAGCUUGGUGCUGGGACAAAGAAGCAUUGACGUGGAAAGGGAUAGAAUUUCACGACAAAUUGACGGAGCCUGGCAUGCUUCGGCUUGUUCUCACCAACACAGCCAAAUCUUCCAAGAUAGCCCUUCAAGUUUCUGGAGAGAACGAUUCACCGGUGCUGAUUCGCGAGGUUGUUCUGCGGGCAGACUCCACCCAAACAGAACUCCCGUCGAAGGUUGCACAGCCUUGCCCGCCUGGAACGUACCAAGAUGAGCAAAGGCAGACUGCAUGCAAGCAGUGCCCAGCAGGCCAGUUCUGUUCUUCGUUCAAAACAGAGACUCCAACGCCCUGCCCAGAGGGUCACUACUGCCCACCAGGAACGGUCUCUCCCCAUUUAUUUCCGUGUCCUCUCGGCACGUUCUCCAAUAAACAGGGUGUGGCCCGAGUCGACGAGUGCCAGCCUUGUCCUGCAGGCAGCUACUGCGCGUCUAGGGGUUUGACGCGCCCAACGGGCCUUUGCGAUGCGGGCCAUUUGUGCACUGGGAAGUCUUGGCUAGCAGCUCCGACCGUCACCUCUGUCAAUCCCGACAUCGUCGUGAUGGAAGAAGGGCAACCAAGGCUUUUCUCAGGUUUCGGGAUGCUCUGUCCAGUGGGUUUCUACUGCCUAGAGGGAGCACAGACACCGUCCGAAUGCCCUGCAGGAAGACAGACGGCAGCAGCAGGAGCGAUGAGAGAAGAGGAAUGUGUUCCUUGCGAGCCGGGCUUCUACUGCCCGGAACCCGGCGUUUCGUUGCCUUGCGAUGCGGGAUACGUUUGCCUAGAGGGAGCGACAACGGCAACGCCUGCAGAUACGACGACAGGAAAGCAAUGUGACGCAGGUUUUUACUGUCCACAAGGCUCCUUCAGGAUGCUUCCCUGUAGGCCCGGUACAACGAGCGCAGAGGGCGCCAGCUCUUGCACGCCAUGUGAAGCAGGCAAUUUCUGUCCAUGGCCGGGGACGCCAUCCGGAGACGCAGACGGCGUCAAACAAUGCCCAGCUGGCCACGCCUGUCCGGCAGGAAGCAGUCGCCCCAUACCUUGCCCUGUCGGCACCUUUCAGAAUGACGCAGGUGCAGAAGAAUGCAAUCCCUGUCCGGAGGGCUUCUACUGCGGGGAAGGGGGUUUGACAGCGGCAACGAAGAAGUGCUUUGUAGGAUUCGUCUGUGGAAUGGGCGCCUCCACUCCAUCAGACUGGGACAACGUUUACGGGGUCGACGGCGCCAGCAGCGGCCGGUGCCCUAAGGGCCACAAGUGCAGCACGGAGGGUGGGCUGCCUGUGGCUUGCGAACCUGGGACAUAUCAGGACUCAACGGCAUCCACCGAAUGCAAGAUUUGUCCUCCCGGCAAGUUCUGUAGCACUGCAGGCCUUCACGAGCCGUCUGGAGACUGCGAGGGUGGCUUCUUCUGCAAGGCUGGAGCAAAGACAGCUCGCCCAGCCACCGAGGCUGAGGGGGGGGGCAUUUGCCCCGUUGGGUGGGUUUGUCCCCAAGGUUCUGCGGCGCCUCAGGGAUGUCCGCCAGGACAGUACACUAACAGGAGGGGACAGGAAACCUGUCAGCUGUGUCCCGCGGGAAAGUUCUGUUUGAAGGCAGGCGACCCGCCUCAGGUCUGUACGAGCGGACAUGUGUGCGACGGCGGGAGUGGAGUAGGAAACCUUUGCCCUGCUGGUUCAUACUUCAAGAUAUCGAGCGAGGCCACGACCAAAGGAUCUUGCUUUCCAUGCACAGUCGGCCACUACUGCCGCGCGGGCCAGAUUGCCGGACCCUGUGCACCGGGCUUUCUCUGCGGCCUGGGGAACUGGUUGCCGAAUCCGAAUGCUGACUACAAGCCUCCAACCCCAUUUAUCCCACAGUCUGAAUCUUUCUCAGCAGUUCUGCUUACCCUGGAAAACUGGAGACAACUGGAGGCGGGAACCGCUCUCUACGGGGGCAUUCCUUGUCCGGCUGGGCAUUACUGCGUAGCUGGAGCGACAGCACCCGCCGCAUGUGGCAGGAACACAGCGAGGCUGGAGACGGGAGGACGAUGGAAAAACGACUGCAGUCCUUGUCCGGCUGGAUACUUUUGCAAAGACGACGAACCCGUCCCGUAUCCAUGCCCGCGCGGAUACUACUGCCCCUUCGCUUCGAGGGACCCGACACCCUGUCCCCAGGGGACACUCAGCUCUAGAGAGAAGGCAGAAAGCCUUGGAGACUGUGUCAGCUGCCCGUCGGGGUACCACUGCAAUGCUGGCACUUCAGAUCUUGCAGACGAUGGCCUACUCUGUCCUGCUGGGUACUACUGUCCAGAAGGAACAAAAGACCCCGUCCCUUGUAUGCCAGGCACCUACAACGCCUUCACGGGCGGUACAUCCGUGGACAGUUGCCUGCCUUGUCCCGCUGGAUUCUUCUGCAGCUCCGAAGGCACAGCGCGGCCUACCACCACCUGCCCCGCCGGUUACUAUUGCCCCGCGGGCUCCAUGUCUCCUGUGAUUUGCCCUCCGUCUAGCUACUGUCCACUUCAAUCAAGUGCGCCCAAGGCAUGCGCUAAAGCUGGAUUCUACUGCCCGCUUGGGACUCCCAGCCCAGAACCAUGUCCCUCAGGAGCUGUGUGUGUGGUGGGGGCCACAGAGCCCGCACUGUGCCCGAAGGGGACGUAUUUGCCGCCUUCGGCGCCGGGCGUCGUUGGCGGGUCUGAACAGGAAUGCAUCACCUGUCCUCUUGGCUCCUUCACCGACUCUUUCGGUUCGACAAGUUGUUCGAUCUGCUCCCCAGGCUUUCUGUGUUACGAAGGAUGCAGCUCUAGCCGGCCUGCAUCAAAGGAGACAGACAAAGGCCAGCCCUGCCCGCUGGGCCACUACUGUCUCCCGGGGGCCCUUGAAGCGUCACCGUGCCCAGCCGGGACGGCUGGAAUGAAAGAAGGACUGCGUGCAGAAGAGGACUGCACGCUUUGCCAGGCUGGAACGUUCAACGAACUUCCCGGCCAGUCCACGUGCUCGAUGUGCGGGGCGAGUUCGACAAGCGAUCCAGGCUCUCUCACUUGCAACUGCAAGGGAGAGAAUCGCAUGUUUCAACCCAGCGACAAGUCUUGUGUGUGCAAGCCAGGCUUCGUCUUUCUGAAAAACGGAGUUGACAUGGCUUCCGAAGAUGGCGAGGGAAACUGCUACCAGGUUGUUCACGAUCGCUGCGGAGUGGGAGAGUCCCGAGAUGCAUCUGGGGAGUGCGUGGAUCCCUCCUCCACCUGUGUGAAGCACUGCGGGGAAGGCGGAGGAGAGUUCAAUGAGGUUGCCGGGCUAUGCAUGUGCUUCAGCAGUCCGUCGCAGAUCGCAGAGUGCGACUUGACCUGUCAACGACAUGCGCCCCGCAUGCUCUUGUCAGAUGACAAAUUCAUUGUUGAAGAAACACAGAGUUCUGGAGACGUCCACACCCUCGCGGAAAUUCCUCUCGCGUCUCUGCGGCCGAAUCGCUUAGCAGGGACACCCACCUGCACACCAGGAGAGAGGUGCUCCGUUCAGCUUCAGGAUAUGACCACAGGUAAUAGCCGGACCAACGUAGACACAGCGAAAAAAAGCCCCCAUCUCUCUCGAGGGCAUUUUGUGUCGUCAGGGUGCCUCCCUGUUUUUUGA
Molecule: messenger RNA, 3805 nt
Organism: Toxoplasma gondii ME49
Lineage: Eukaryota; Apicomplexa; Conoidasida; Eucoccidiorida; Sarcocystidae
Product: GCC2 and GCC3 domain-containing protein
Exons: 14
Coding region: 17-3805 (1262 amino acids)
Source: RefSeq, a predicted model, not a curated record